Molecule: messenger RNA, 4845 nt
Organism: Rhinolophus ferrumequinum (greater horseshoe bat)
Lineage: Eukaryota; Metazoa; Chordata; Mammalia; Chiroptera; Rhinolophidae
Gene: RASSF10
Product: Ras association domain family member 10
Exons: 1
Coding region: 637-2139 (500 amino acids)
Biological process (GO): signal transduction
Source: RefSeq, a predicted model, not a curated record
ACUGGGUCUGGGGGCCAGGAAAGUCAAGAUGCGUCGUCAAGCACGUUCUACACAUAAGGAGAGGAGCCAGUGGGCAAAGGGAGGACACAGAGCUGAUCCCCGCCCAGGGAUGGGCUCCAGGCUCUGCAGCAGAGGGGUUCCCCAGUCCUCCUUUGAGCCCACACGCAGCCUAGCGGCGAGUUUGCGGAAGGGGCCAAAUCUCCCGACUGGGGGCAGCGCUGCAGAGGGGCGGACUGGGCGCUCCUGGCCUGGCUAAGCUUUGAGGGGCGGGUCUGGGCACUGCGCCUCCCGAGAUCAGGCCGCCGCUCUGGGCGCUGGGGGCGGGAAGGGGAGGAGCCACGUGGGGAGGAGCAAAACCCGGAGGUCCCGGGAACCUUGGGCAGAGCCAGAGCCUUUGGAGCCCUAGCUCCGUAGCACUGCCCUGGGAACGGCGCCGUCUGUGCCAAGCCCAGCCGCAGCCGCUCUAGCCCACGCGGUUGCUUGCCUUCGGUGCGUAGAGAGGGAGAAGGGCCAGUGCUGACCCGGGCUAGAGUCCCGCGCUCCUAUCUUAUUCCAGAGCUGCCCGGCUGCCCGCUGCCUCUGCGGCUCCAGAGGGGCCCAGCCCGACCUGCCUGCCACCUGCUUCCCGGUUGCGCCAUGGAUCCAUCGGAGAAGAAGAUAUCGGUGUGGAUCUGCCAGGAGGAGAAGCUGGUGUCCGGCCUCUCUCGCCGCACCACUUGCUCGGACGUGGUGCGGGUACUCCUGGAAGACGGCAGCCGGCGACGACGGAAGCAGCGGCGGGGCCGGCGGCGGGGUUCGGCCGGCGACCCGCCAGGCCCGGGGGAGCUGCCGAAAACCCUGGACGAGGACGACGAGGACGACGAUGAGGUGCUGCCUCCGGGCUUGCUGUGCGGGCCCCCGCAGUGCUACUGCAUUGUGGAGAAGUGGCGGGGCUUUGAGCGCAUCCUGCCCAACAAGACGCGCAUCUUGCGCCUCUGGGCCGCCUGGGGCGACGAGCAGGAGAAUGUGCGCUUCGUGCUGGUACGCAGCGAGGCGUCGCUGCCCAACACCGGUCCCCGCAGCGCCGAAGCGCGCGUGGUGCGCAGUCGCGAGCGCCCCUGCUCGGCCCGGGGGGUCCCGGCGCGGCCCAGCCUGGCCAUGACCCAGGAGAAGCAGCGGCGGGUGGUGCGCAAGGCCUUCCGCAAACUGGCCAAGCUCAAUCGGCGGCGCCAGCAGCAGCCGUCGUCGCCCUGUUCGUCCACUUCCUCGUCUACAGCUUCAUCCUGCUCAUCGUCGCCGCGGGCCACCGAGAGUGCAUCGGUGGAGCGCAUGGAGACGCUGGUACACUUGGUGCUCUCCCAGGACCACACCAUCCGUCAGCAGGUGCAGCGGCUCCGGGAGCUGGACCGCGAGAUUGAUCGCUACGAGGCGAAGGUGCACCUGGACCGCAUGCGGCGGCAUGGCGUCAAUUACGUGCAGGACACUUAUUUGGUGGGCGCAGGCACCGAGCUCGACGGGCCCAGCCGGGGAGAGGACCCGGAGGCGGCGGCGGCGCCGGCGACCCUGGACGGCGAGGCGCAGGCGGCGGCGCUGGAGGAACUUGCCCGGCGCUGCGACGACCUGCUGCGGCUGCAGGAGCAGCGGGACCAGCAGGAGGAGUUGCUCGAGCGCCUCUCGGCCGAGAUUCAGGAGGAGCUGAACCAAAGGUGGAUGCGGCGGCGCAAGGAGGAGCUCGCAACGCGCGAGGAGCCCCUAGAGCCGGAGAGCAGCCUCGACGGCGAGCUGCUGCUGGAGCAGGAGCGGGUCCGGACGCAGCUCAGCACCAGCCUGUACAUCGGGCUCCGGCUCAACACGGACCUGGAGGCGGUCAAGUCGGACUUGGAUUACAGCCAGCAGCAAUGGGACAGCAAGGAGCUGGAGCUGCAGGGCCUUCUCCAGACUUUGCACACGUUGGAGCAGACAAUAGCGCCUGAUGGGACUCCAGGCUCCGGCGGACCCUCGAGGGAACCCCGGCCUCAGGCCUGCGCUGAGGUGUGGGUGGACCAGGCGCGCGGACUGGCCAAGAGCUGUCCUGGCAACGACGAGGACUCAGACACGGGGCUGAGCUCUAUGCACAGCCAGGACUCAGACACGGUGCCCGUGUGCGAAUCCCUUGUGUAGGAAGAGCAGGGCCCGAGAGGGAGACGGACGCUUCUCCCUUUCUUGUAAAGCCGGGGCAGGGACUUGAAACCAGGCUGCGGGUGGGCGGGGAGUCUGGCCCGCAGCAGCGCUCCGACGGGGCCGGGAAGGGCUCGGGACGCCUGCCUGGCAGCGGCGCUCCUCUGGCUCGGGGUGAGUGUAGAGGAGGGUGUAGGACGAGGAAGCCGGGUCUCCAAUCCAAGCUCUUUUCGGGGAAGGAAGGAGGGAGAAGGUGAGAACCCCUUCCGUUGGAAAACAAAUGCCCCAGGGAAAUUGACGUAGUCCGAGCCCAAUUUCAAAAACAGAAAAAAGGGUAUUGUGGAGAUUUCACCAUUCUUCUACAUGGGAAGGACUGAUGGCAGUUAGACUUUUAGGUUGUGGCAUAAAAUGCUUUUAAAAGAAACACUUGGAUGAAAAGGAAAUUCCUUGAAUGUUAAUUGUGACUGUGAACGUGUUAAAACUAGCCAAAGAGGACGACGCACUGCUGUUGGUCUCAGUCUUACUUCCAUCUUUGAUAAAAUCCAUAGGCACCAAAAUCCUGCCUGUUUACAUUUCUGCAGAUUUGGGAAUUACCCAUCUGCUAAAUUGUUUGCCUUUUAGUUUCUUUCAAAGGCUGAACUGUAUGGAAGUCUAACCCCGUAUUUCCUCCUAGUAAAUACAGUAUGUUCAAAUGAGAUCCUUUUUCCAAAAUGACCUUUUAUUGUUACAAAAGCCAGACGUAACCCUUUUGAGAUAUAGAUGACGGACACAAUCUCUGGUUAAAAUUUAAUCUGGCUCCUUGGAAUUUGCCUCCCGAAAGGUAUGCGUGUUGUCCUUUCAUUCAUAUUGCCACUUCAUCCGCCCAAUCACUGUUAUUUCAGAAAAAAAUAAAAGGGAAGUUCCAGGAUUGAAGUUAAGUACAACUAAAUUUGCUGUUUAAUAAGCACUCCCGUUGAAACUAAGACUUGAAAGCAAAGCUCUUUGUUAGAGUUCAGCUUUUGAACUGAGUUAUAUGAUUAAAACCAACCAGGACCUCAACCUAUUUUACUCAAGCCUAAGUCUACCUUCAGUAUCUUUGGUCAGGAAUUAAUGUUACUUGCGCAAACCGAAAUUGAGAUAGUGUAAAUAUCAGGGUUUCUUAGAUAAGGCCUGAAAAAGAAAAAAAUACAAUCAAACAUCUAAUAGUACACCUUAGGUGAAUAGUUUGAUUACCAAUAGCAUGUAGCCAUAGAUAAAAGUAUAUCAAACUGAGGUAAUGAUUUGAAUUACUCGUGUCUGGCUCACACCUUUGCAGUCUCCGAGAUGCAAGUGCAACCUCUCUCUCUUCUCUCUCUCCCUCUUACCCUCCCUCCAUUUCUCCAAACCCUGGUGGGGACCCAACGUAAUCAGUCCAGUUAUUUCAAUGAAAACUUAUCAGUUGUAGCUAGUUGUUGCCCCUGUGGAAGGAGCCUGCUCUGCUGGCUGUGUUCCCUCUGGAGCUCAGUACUUCUGAGGAAUGUGGGAUCUAAUCUGUCCUGAGGAGGUGUUAACAAUGGGGUGUGUGUGUGGUGCCAGCCGAGUGCAGAAGCCUGGUAUCAACCUAACUGAGGAGGGGCUGGCUCCAGUUUCAACACUACAUGUGAAGAUAACUUAAGAGGUCUUGUUUUAUAGAGAAGUUUCUUCCCUUGGAGAGAUUCUCUGUCUCUCUAUUGCCAAUGGGGGCCUGCUCACCUGACCUCCUCAAGCCACGUGGACUGUCUCUUUUUGAGAGUCAGCCAUCAGCCUCCCCGCCCCCCACCGCCGUGCUAUUACAACAUGUGUGGAUAUUUUCAAAUUUUCAAGUAAAAUGGGAAUUAAAAGGCCGGUUUCUUAAUUGAUGUUUUCAGAAGACAUUAGCUGGCAUAAUUAUGGUUUUUUAGUUUCGUCUGAUGCAGAAAACAUCUAUGUAUUUGGUCUUGAGCAUGAUUAAAAUGAGGAAGGGACCGAAAGAAACCCACUGUCCCUAGACAAUCAUUUGAUCCCAUAAACACAAAGCCUAAUGAUAGCUUUCCUUUUGAGGCAGAGGUAAAAUCCUCAUUAGAGUGUGACAAACGCGACUUGUCUGAAUGGUUUAUGCUGGCAAUGGGCUGACCUAGUGGUUUUAAAAUUAUUGUGCUUUUUUUUUUCCCCCAGGGUGGUAGGGGAGGUGAUUCUUGGACGUUCAUUAACUCAAAAAGAGAACACAGAAGUUGGCAGAACAGGACUGCCUGACAGAAAGGGGCUGUUUUCCUUUUCACUAUUAUUAUUUUAAACUUUGACAGGCUGCUGACGUCAGCAAAUAUGCCUGAAGCUUGUAAAGCAAAUAAGCCACAUCACAGAGAGAAGGCCUGUGGGAAUUUUUCUGGUGCCUUUUUUCCAGAACCUUCCUGUCCUGGCCACCUGAAGAUGCCUCUCCAGUCAACUCUUCAGGCACCAAGCAGCCUUUGUUUUAUAACAAAAUGUGGCCCAGUCUGCCCAUUUUUUCUUUUAUCCAAAUCAAUUAUAUCCCCAAAAGGCACUCUCUGUGUGGGUAAGCAAAAGGAGAACAGGUGAGGGAAAAGGAAAGGAGACAAUGGUUCCUUUUACUAAGAGAUUUUGCAAGCCUGAGAAAGGUGAAUUAUGGGUAUAAAAAGCACCAAGACAGUGCCUGUGCCUAGAAAGUGGGUAACAAGUGCUAGACAUUUAAAAGAUCGCAUUCACUUUUUUUUAUGA